Molecule: messenger RNA, 2336 nt
Organism: Acipenser ruthenus (sterlet)
Lineage: Eukaryota; Metazoa; Chordata; Actinopteri; Acipenseriformes; Acipenseridae
Gene: fgf3
Product: fibroblast growth factor 3
Exons: 3
Coding region: 506-1222 (238 amino acids)
Biological process (GO): fibroblast growth factor receptor signaling pathway; regulation of cell migration; positive regulation of gene expression
Cellular component (GO): cytoplasm
Molecular function (GO): growth factor activity; fibroblast growth factor receptor binding
Source: RefSeq, a predicted model, not a curated record
GUUCUUUGUGAUGCGGUUUUCCGCAAUAAGCCACUGUGUGUAAUGCUGUGUAAUUGUAUCCAUGCUGCACUCUCGUAGUUCACACAAGACUGAUACCUUGCCUCCUUUCUCCUUUGUAUCAAUUGGACGGAGUUCACGCUAUUGUUGCUGGAAGCUUCUUUUAUUUCUAUGCACUGUCGAUCAACGAAAUCUCACGAUAGCCUCCCGGUGAAAUGCAGUGGCUUUUUGCAGAGGCAGUCUGUUUGGAGAGCAAAGGAGACCCAUGAUCACCACUUAGUCUAGUCCAAGCUGCUGGAACUGUGGUGGCCCUAAUCAAUGACUAUUGAUUUAGUAGAUCUGAGGAGAUAAAAGAACAGAUAGAGACAGAUAAAGCUGCCAAUGUUUCUUGGGGUGGAUCAGUGUGCUUUGCAUCUAAGACCGAGGCAAGCAAGACUUCUUUAAUGGGACCCAUUGUGCCAAUUCCUCCUAUUCUACCAAGACGACUAAGUGUUUCGGCCAUGCCACAAUGGUUAUAAUUCUGAUUUUGUUUUUCCUGAGUUUCUUGGAUACCAGUGAGCAGAAUGUUUUGUCUGGCAGGCUGGCUAGGACACCAAAGGUUCCUUGUGCCACGGGCCAGUCGUGUGACCCAAGGCUGCGCAGAGAUGCUGGGGGACGCGGCGGAGUCUACGAGCACCUCGGGGGAGCACCAAGACGCAGGAAGCUGUACUGUGCUACCAAGUAUCAUCUCCAGAUUCACCCAAACGGGAAAAUUGACGGGACUCUUGAUAAGAACAGUCCGUACAGUAUAUUAGAGAUCACAGCUGUUGAUGUGGGAGUGGUGGCUAUGAAGGGGCUGUUUUCGGGCAGAUAUCUUGCCAUGAACAAAAGAGGACGCCUUUAUGCUUCGGACGCGUAUAGCGAAGAAUGCGAGUUUGUCGAAAGAAUUCACGAACUGGGUUACAACACUUACGCUUCACGCCCAUACCGGACUGUGCCAAACGCGGCGUCUGCGGUAAAACGACGAGCCAGUGCUGAAAGACUAUGGUACAUGUCUAUUAACGGCAAAGGGCGACCAAGGAGAGGUUUCAAAACACGUAGAACACAAAAGUCCUCUCUGUUUCUACCCAGAGUACUGGACAAUAAGGACCACGACAUGUUACGGUUAUUCCACACAAACGCCAAACAUAGGGAAAGCAUUCUGAAAACUUCAAACAAGAACGGAAGGAGCAGACGUGGGCAUUAAAUCACUCUUUUCUUGUUGAAGACCUUUAAGAAGCUAUAGACUGAUAUUACAGAACUACGUUAAUGUGACCAAAAUCAACACUGCUGGAUUUGUCUAAUUUUUAUUAUAUCAAAUGCAUUUAUUUGUAGAAUUAUUUUUUUAGCAUUACUAAAUAAUUAAUGUGUGUGUGUGUGUGUGUGUGUGUGUGUGUGUGUGUGUGUGUGUGUGUGUGUAUAUAUAUAUAUAUGUAAAUUAGUUUCUAUAUUGCUGUUAUGUCAAUGAUGAACAUUUUCAUCUGUGUGUACAGAUAUUAUAGAUGUCUUUUUUUAGAGCCAUGUAAGACCUUCUUAUGCUAUGUUAAAGUUUAGAAAAAUAUCCAUCAAGAAGAAUAUAGAGUAAAUAGGGAAGCUCUUUUUCUUAAAAAAAAAAAAAAUAAUAAUAAUUGCUGAGCAAUUCCAGAGUUGUUACUUAUAAUGCGAUAGCCUACUGCCUACUGUCUUUACUGUCAAACGGCACCAGUCACUUCCCAGUUUAUUCAGAGCGGGACUGAAAAUCUUUUUUUCAUUCUCAAACGCAACGAGUUAAUCAAUACAUUAGUAUUUCACCACAUUAAUGUAAUGGUACACUUUCAAAAAUACCGUAUUUUUUCGGUAAAUUUAUCUUAAUAUUGACCUAAUAACUGUAUUUGUAGAUUAAUUCUAGUGUAUAUUUCCGUAUUAUUAAAAGCAUUUUUUUAAAGUAAUUUUACUGAAAAGAAACGGUCAAUAUUAAGAUAAAUGUACGGUAUUUUUACAGUGUAUGUUGUCUUUAUAUUCUAGGUAUCAUAUGUCACUAAGCUUAUCAAGUGCCUAAAGACCGAAGAGUUACGAAAUGUCAGUGUUCUUAGAGUUUAUGAAGUGUCUCAGAGUUUAUAGUAGGUAUUUAACAUUUGACAAAUACCUGUAAAACCUGUGCAUUUUCAGAAACAAAGUGUACCAUGCCUUGGUUUAUCAAAUUAUAUUGGUACAUUUUGAGGUUUCCAAAAAUAUAUCAAUACAGUACAAAUGUAUUAAAUACAGGGACAUUAUAAUCUGUGGAUUUUACACUAAAAUGUAAAACAGGGUUUGAUAAUUCAGUAACUAUCUCCAAUAAACGC